This is a messenger RNA of Trichoderma gamsii, 2847 nucleotides long. RefSeq lists its product as hypothetical. The record is from RefSeq and is a predicted model, not a curated record. The transcript is spliced from 3 exons. Lineage: Eukaryota; Fungi; Ascomycota; Sordariomycetes; Hypocreales; Hypocreaceae. Bases 1 to 2847 code for a protein of 948 amino acids.
AUGCCGCCGCGAAAGAGGCAACGCCCUAAUCCCGCUGCUCUGAGCUCGUCGAGCCUGCCAACCACGGCUCUGUCGCCUGAGACGUCACUGUCACUGGCGUCAUCUGCCUCGGCGCAGCAAGCUAGCGAGCAGAAAAGGCCUCCACAGCCUGGAUCCAGCAGCGAUCACAAGCCUUCGGAUGCGUCACUUUGGGUAAAAGAGGUUCGGAAAACCAGCAGCUGGUACGCAACGUGGGCGAAGCCCGCAAAGGCCACAGCCUCGACAUCGAUCGCCCGGGAGAAUAUAUUGGGAGACACUGUUAGAUCUAGGAACGCACCCGAUUUCUCUCGAUUCGACACGAAGCGAAGCGAAGACGAUACGCACCUCCCCGACAGACCCGACUCAGCUGCGCCACCUGCAUCGCUUUCGUCCAAGUCUAGCAGCUCAUCUACGACCAAGAAAAUAGAAGAGAACAAGCCGGUAGAUUCUUUACGUGCCGGAGAUAAAGAUACCAGGGCGUCGGGACCUGCUCCGGAGAUGCCCCCGAUUCCCAAGACAAAGCCGGCUACUGAGCAGCAAACCCCGGAGCCGCAGCCUUCUCAGGAGCCGCAACCUGGACCGGAGGCUCCUACCGGCGAAGAUGUACAAGGAACCGAUGCUAAAGAUGCUUCACAAAAACAGGCAGCUUCGGCUGGGUGGUUCGGCUGGUGGGCUAGAGCUUCACCUGCCGAACCUCCUGCUCAGGUCGCGCCAAACCCCCCAACGAUAAAAGAAGAAGAGGCUUCUGAGCCCACCAAAGCUGCCGAGCCAGCUGAACCAGCAUCCCUUGAGCAAGCGCCCCCUUCUGAGCCUCCAGCUGCCGAGAGUGCUCCAGAUGUUCCAAAGACGGCCUCUUGGUUUGGCUUUUGGUAUGGCAAUCCGCAACCAGACACGAAAGCAGCUUCAGUGCCUGAGCCAGACGCACCUAAAGAACGACCAGCAGUUCAAGACGACGACGCAUCUUCGAAGCAGGGAACAGCUACAGAAUCAACAGCCCCAUCAGGCAAAAUGACUCCACUCAAGAAUGAACGCUCGAAAGACUCAACCGCUACCGUAUCGCGAUCGUCCAGCAAGAAAUCAAAAAUUGAUGAAGAAUCCGCAGCGAAGGCCAAAGACGUACCUACACAAGAUGUCUCGCCGCCUGAAGCGCUGCCGGCACAAAGCCCUCCUCCCAAAGCCGGCUCUACCUGGGCUUUUUGGUACAGAGAGCCCUCGAAGAGUAAGGAUAAGGCGCCAGAACCGGAAUCGGGGCAAAUUGCGGUCAUGGGUGAAGGGUCAGAGGCCCAACCAACACCUAUGGCAGAAAGAGCCAUCUCAGAAGCGCCGGCCAAAGACCCUAAAGAUGAUGCACCGACACCAGAACCGCCAGCAAGCGUAUUGUCGUGGCGCAGGACCAAACGGAUUCGACCGAUAUCGAUGGAUCUUGAUAUCCAGCGGCCGCCAUCUGCGGACAGUACAAAAUCAGCUCCUGUAGAACAGAGCUUUGCCGCCCCCUCUAUCAAAGCAGGCGCCGAACAAGAGCUGCCUGCUUCAAAAUCACUGGCUAGGACAGAUUCUAAGAAGAAGAAACAGGCGCCUUCGAAGAAAGCCGUUACUGAGAGCGAGUCCGCCGUAAAGGAACCGCCCAAUGUGCUACUUCCGUCGUUUUCUAGCACCUACCAAAUGAAAGAGAACCCCUCUAUCCUGCGACAAAUUACGAAUCUCGUAUUACGAACCUCGCAACAACCCCCAAAUCAUGUCUUCCGUGUCAAAGAUACUCCAAAGAUCCGCAAAGCAGUUGCCAUUGGCGUUCAUGGUUUCUUUCCAGCGGCAUACCUACGUCCUAUGAUAGGCCAGCCCACAGGAACCUCUCUGCGAUUUGCAAAUCUUUGUGCUGAGGCUAUUCGCAGAUGGACUGAUGGCCAUGGCAGCCCCAAGUGCGAAAUCGAGAAGGUUGCCCUCGAAGGAGAAGGCAGAAUUAACGACAGGGUGGCAAAUCUGUGGAAGCUCCUACUAAACUGGAUUGAGCCGAUUCGCCAGGCUGAUCUGGUUAUCAUUGCUUGCCACUCCCAAGGAGUGCCAGUCAGCAUCAUGCUGCUGGAGAAGUUGAUUGAUCUGGGCGUGCUAACAGACACCAGAAUUGGCGUCUGUGCCAUGGCCGGCGUGGCCCUCGGCCCUUUCCCCGACUACAAGUCCAGCAUUCUUAUGGGCGCAGCAGCAGAGCUGUGGGAGUUUGGUGAUCCUCACAGCAACAACUCAAAAAGGUUCGAAGCCUGUCUCAAACGGGUAGUCGAUUUUGGAGCUCGUGUCACGUUUGUGGGCAGUAUUGACGACCAGCUCGUCCCUAUGGAGUCUGCUGUGUACUCGCCUGCAAACCACCCUUACAUCUACCGUGCCGUCUUCAUCGAUGGCCGAGUGCAUGCUCCUGAUUUCAUUUCCCAUCUGAUUGGAUUCGCACUCAAGCUUCGCAAUCUGGGCAUAUCCGACCACGGCCUUAUUCGUGAACUCUCUGUUGCCCUUGCCGGAUCACUCUACUCUGGCGAAGGACACUCACGUUUGUACUAUGACGCAGCCGUAUAUGACCUCGCCAUCGUACACGCUCUAGAGACGACUGCCACGGCACAGCCCACACCUUGCGAAAUUCCAAAGCGAGAGACAACACCUCUAGCUUCAUCCAAUCCCUAUGUCUUGCCAUGGAUCAUGCGCGGACUUUUGGAAGAGGAUUUUGUCAAGACGCAGCUCAGUGCCGAAACGGAGGAGCUGCUGAGACAAUUUGACGACUGGAAGCCAACGAACAAGGCACUCAAAGACGUAAAGUAUCGUCUAGAGGUCGUCCGUUCCAAACUAUAA